Messenger RNA from Engraulis encrasicolus (European anchovy), 2343 nucleotides. RefSeq names its product calcium release activated channel regulator 2Ab (gene cracr2ab). Gene Ontology annotation, biological process: vesicle-mediated transport. The coding region runs from base 78 to 2339 and encodes 753 amino acids. Gene Ontology annotation, molecular function: GTP binding; calcium ion binding; GTPase activity. The record is from RefSeq and is a predicted model, not a curated record. The transcript has 16 exons. NCBI's taxonomy places the organism in Eukaryota, Metazoa, Chordata, Actinopteri, Clupeiformes, Engraulidae.
AUGGAUUCUGGCUGAGCUUCUUAAUCCUCAAGAUAGCCUAUGUUUAUGUAUUUCCUUGUGGUAGAGAUUUGGAGAAAAUGGAAGGACAGCCAGGGAGUCAAGCUCGAGAGCAUAAAAGCAAGUCCGGCAUCUCCUCCUUGGACAAGACUCGGGAGUUCUUUCAGGCUUGUGACCUUGAAGGCAAAGGAUAUGUGACGCGUACAGACAUGAGAAGGCUUCAUAAGGAGCUACCUCUAAGUGAAGAGGAACUAGAGAACGUCUUUGAUUCACUGGAUCUGGACAGGAAUGGGUACCUCACUCUUGGAGAAUUUUCCUCUGGUUUUAGCGAUUUCUUGCAUAGCCGGAAGAUCUUGAAGGCAGAGGAUCAAGCCACCAAUCCACUGAAGAGCUCAGAAGCUGUGUACCAGAACCAGUGGGAAGGUGCGAUGAUGAGGAGCAUGCAGGAGGAAGACAAACAGUUUGUCAUGCUGCUCGAGGGCCUUGGAGCUACCAAUGUUUUUGAAGAGCCAGGAGAGGUGCGGAGUCUUUGGACACAACUCCGAAAUGAUGAACCGCACCUCCUUUACAACUUUGAGGAAUUUUUGGCUCGGGUCACAUACCAGAUCAAGGAAGCACAACAAGAAAAGGAAGAGAUGGAGAAUGCCCUUCGGAGGAAUGCUGCUGUGCACGACAGUGAAAUCCGACGUUUGUAUGAAGAAAUGGAGCAGCAGAUUAAGAUUGAAAAAGAUGGAAUUAUCUUAAAGGACUCGGAGCGCCUUCUUUUGAAGAGCAAGGACCUACAAGAACAGCUAAGCAGCAAAGAGCAGGAGCUGGAUCAGCUUUUCCAGAAACAGAGAAGGUUGGAGCGCCAGUGUCAAGAGCUGUUCAGUGAGCGGCAGAUGAGCCGCGUGGAGAGUGUGAAACUCAAGAUUACAAAUGAGGAGCUUUUACGCGAGCUGAGUCACACGUCGCACGAGCUCACCAGGGCCCAGGAACAGUUGGCAAUCCUACAGGAGGAGGCCUCCAGACUACAGCAAGAGAGAGAGAUGGAGAUGUAUCGUGUCACGGAAGGACUGCAGAGAGAAAAGCAAAGUCUGAUGAAACAGCUAGAUCUUUUGAGAGAGAUGAAUAAACAUUUAAGAGAUGAGAGAGAUAUCACUUUCUUGAAACCAAAAUCAACUCCUCAGAGGUCAUCUAGAAGACCAACCAGAAUCCCUUCACUCAAGCGAAAAGACAGAAAUAAUUCUGUUAAGAGUGAGGGUGCGACAGACCAAGAGGCGGUACAGCACGUCCAUUCCCUGAGUUACACGGCCACCACGCGAGUUCUCAAAAUGGAUACAAGUGAAAAGGAGGCACAUAGUGGUGGGACGCCUUAUUCCGAAACGCAAUCAACUGUGCGCCCUGAUACCACAGCAGCAGAGAACCUGAACACUCCGCAGGCGGGAUGGCCUUUGCGCAGAGUGAUCUCCAUCGAGGAGGACCACCUUCCUCACCUGCUGCAGGGUGAGCCACCACCUCUGCUGCACCAGCUCAGCGAGGAAGAGGAGGAGGAUGAAGUGCAGCCGAUGAAGAGCAGCGAAGAGGAGGGAAACACGGUCUUUGAGUUGAGCAGCGUUGAUUCGACUCUCGCGGUCCAAGAGUCCCAGUCACAGCCUGUCGUGGCCAAUGUGUCACCACGGAAGGGCAGCAGGAAAGCAGCAAGAAGGCCAGGCACACCCUCAAGUCUCCGUGGCCAGCCAGUUGGGAAGGAGACACACCAACAGGUGGAGGGAACUGUAGUAGUCCCUGACCGUCUGUUUAAAGUCAUCCUGGUGGGUAAUUCUUGUGUUGGCAAGACUGCCUUACUUCGCCGCUUUUGUGAAGACCGUUUCCACCGGAACACCCCUGCCACUGUGGGGGUUGACUACAGUGUCCGGACUCUUAAUCUUGGAGACAUAAACGUGGCUUUACAGCUGUGGGAUUCAGCAGGACAAGAAAGAUACCGCAGCAUCACAAAGCAGUUUUUCCGAAGAGUUGAUGGCGUUGUAAUCAUUUACGACAUCACAGUGGAGGAGUCAUUCGAAGCCGUGGGGCCAUGGAUUGCCAAUAUACAUGAAGCAGUGGGAAACGAUAUCCCCAUAAUGGUCCUCGGGAACAAAAUGGACUUGGAGAAUGACAGAGCCGUUUCACUAAAGCAGGGCAAGAGAUUGGCACAGGAAGGCUGCAUGAUGUUUUAUGAAGUCAGUGCCUUUUCUGGAUAUAACAUCAUGAAUGCGCUGAUUCAUCUGGCCAGAGUGCUGAGAGAGACAGAGGACCGUGAGAAAGACAUGACCGUUCAGUUGACAGUCCAGCCAGUAAAGAAGAGAUCAUGCUGCAAGUAACUAC